Molecule: messenger RNA, 5242 nt
Organism: Acanthopagrus latus (yellowfin seabream)
Lineage: Eukaryota; Metazoa; Chordata; Actinopteri; Spariformes; Sparidae
Product: neurocalcin-delta A
Exons: 5
Coding region: 383-964 (193 amino acids)
Biological process (GO): calcium-mediated signaling
Cellular component (GO): cytosol
Molecular function (GO): tubulin binding; actin binding; calcium ion binding
Source: RefSeq, a predicted model, not a curated record
CAGGCAGGCAGAGGAAUGAAUUAGUUUGUGGGCUUUUAACAAACCUCCUGCUCAGACGACGAGUCUCUGGGAGUCAGUCACCGUUAGCUGUCUCAGUCACUCAGACACCCAGUCCGUCUUCUCCUUCUCUACCCUCUGCUGUUCUCCACCCCCCCCCCCUCUCUCUCUCUCUCUCUCUUGCUCCCAUCUUUGCUUCUGUCUGGUGCUAUUCUUUAUUCUCGCCUGUUGCUUCCUCUUCUGCCGUUACUCCUGCUGCUGCUGCUGCUGCUGCUGCUUCCACAAACUUAGCCUAGAAAGAAAUUGCCGGGUGAUGGGCUGCUGAACGGCUUGUACAUUGCUACAAAGUGAGCUGUGAGCAGAGUGAUCGACAGGACCGACAGACAUGGGGAAGCAGAACAGCAAGCUCCGUCCUGAGGUGAUGCAGGACCUCCUGGAGAGCACCGACUUCACCGAGCAUGAGAUCCAGGAGUGGUACAAAGGCUUCCUGAGGGACUGCCCCAGCGGGAACCUUUCCAUGGAGGAGUUCAAGAAGAUCUACGGUAACUUCUUCCCCUACGGGGACGCUUCAAAGUUUGCUGAACACGUCUUUCGCACAUUUGACGCCAACGGCGACGGGACAAUAGACUUCCGGGAGUUUAUCAUCGCACUAAGUGUGACGUCACGUGGCAAGCUGGAGCAGAAGCUGAAAUGGGCCUUCAGUAUGUACGACCUGGACGGAAAUGGGUACAUCAGUAAAGCGGAGAUGCUGGAGAUUGUUCAGGCAAUAUAUAAGAUGGUGUCCUCUGUGAUGAAGAUGCCUGAGGACGAGUCGACGCCUGAGAAGAGGACAGAGAAGAUCUUCAGGCAGAUGGACACCAACAGAGACGGUAAGCUGUCUCUGGAGGAGUUCAUCAAAGGAGCAAAGAGCGACCCCUCCAUCGUCCGCCUGUUGCAGUGUGACCCCAGCAGCGCUGGACAGUUCUAAACCAGAGGCAUCAACCCAACCUUGCUUCUUUGGGGUGACUCUAAAUGCCCUUAACUCUCUCCACUAAGGAGCAGACUGAUGAUGAAGAAUGACAAGCUGAUGACGAUGAUGAAGACAGGCCUUCAAUAUGCACUGAGGACUUCUAAGAUGGGCACAGGAGCCACAUUCUCCUUACACCCCCACCCACACGCCCACCCACACGAGCCUUUUAUCUGAACCCUCCAAACCCAAAGACUGAACCUGAACACUUUUCCAAACCCUCGUCAGGUUAUCGAACCCCACAGAUUGUAGUUGACCGGGAUCCCUCAGCUCUUCUAAAAGCAUGUCAGAGUAUAAAGAAGGUCUGCAGUAGGUUGUGUAUAUAUACAGUAUAAACUGGAGUCUCUGUAUCAGUGUCUUUCCUUGGCUCUCUGUGCCCUGUGAGGCUCCAGCUGGGUUGAUACAGAGCCUCAGUCACUCUUAUGUGUACCAUAGACAGAGUGUGUGCGUGAGACAACGACAGAGGGAGAGACAGAGACGUGAUGGUGUUGAUUAACAGGACAUACUGUAGGUGAGGUUAUUUAAUCUGCAGAGAGGAUUCGUGAAGUUUGUCCUUCACACAGAACGAGUACUGCUUUUAGUUUCCUCUUUUCUACUGUGAGAAUGUGUACGUGUGUUUGUGUAUUUUGCAAACUUGAUAGACUUUGUUUCAUAUUUUGGCUCUGGGACAAGACUACACGAACAUGUAAUAUUGUGCCUCCAUGGCGUAUGCGCCCUCAUCGGUAGUUUGAUUUUGUGAAGUCCCUUUAUCCUUUUUUUUUUUUUUUUUUUUUCAUCAGGAAGAAUUUGGCCGAGGUUUUUGGAGUGGGCCGCGUGUUACUGCGCUCUAGCUUAACAAAAAUAGAAAAGUAUUUGAGUUCAGUGUAGAUAUUUUUCAAGUGCACCUAAAAUGUGUAAAUCCAGUUCCAGAUAGUCCAGAUUGCUUAGUUCAUAACAAAUGUUGUGAAAUAAUACAAUUGUGAAAGUUUGUUUAUUUAAGCUGUCAAGCAUGCAAACCAGUUCCUUUUUUUUUUUUUUUUUUUUUUUCUCGACUUUUACUCUGUGAAGAACAAAGUCGCACCUCUUCACGUUCACUUUUAGAUGUUUUUUAAAUGCCGCAUGUUGAAUCAGUUGUCGAAACAGUUGGGUUCAGGAGUGCAUAGACUAAAUAACACGUAUGCAUGUGACUUAAGCGCAUGUGUGUGUUUUUACAUUAUGUUUAUGGAUAUAAGCGGCGAAACAGCCAGUCACCCUUUGGGCUGUGUGCUCGCUUCUGUAUGUUAGUAUUGUCAUCGUUAGUGCUACCAGUAGUCAGUGUUAUUGACAGCGUAUGGACUGCCAAAGCUGACAUAUCUAAUGGCUCAUGUGGAUAACUUGGAUGGAGCGAAACCAAGGGGAGCUUUAGGAAGGCCACCAUGCACAAAAAUGAAUACACAUGAAGACGCACUGUUUCAUGGGGAUGCUGGAUAGUCGGAGCUCUUUUUUUUUUUUUUUCUGUUAAAGUUCAGCCCAAUAAUGAAAUCACCAUCUGAGUUUACAGUAUUUCGCACUGGUCACACAUCAGUUGAAGUGCUGGACUCCCACUAAACUCAAAUGGAAGGAUUAAAUCAACCCAAUCAUCAGAAUAAAUGUUGGCGGCUUACAUUUCUGCAAACCGAGGAUAUGUGUCUACCUUACGUUUCUUUAGGUGCAGUAUCUUGUGACAAACCUUUUCUAUGCUCUGGUUAGGGUUUCCUCACAAAAACCAUUUGCUUAGGCUUAGAAACAUCAUGGUUUGGCUUUUAAAUGCUUUACCCGCUUUGGUCGCCACAAACACAGCUGAAAAACAGUGGAAACACUGUGGUCCCAAAAUAUCCUGUAUCCUGUAGUCACUCUGCCACCUCCUCCUCUACCUCCAGAGCUGAAAGUCAGGUCAUCAACAUGUAAUGUGAAUGUGUUAUGACAGGCUUUGGGGGCAUGUCAAGAUGUUACCUCGCCUGUGACAUGUACAAAUGUGAAUGUAUCAGUGGUUUGCAGAAGCAUUAACUUCCAACGUUUGGGCUGCGACUGGGUUGGAUUUGAUUGAUAUUUUUCUCUUUCUUUCCUUCACUUAGCUGUCAAAGAAAGGGAAAAAAAAGAGAUUUUAAGACGCACGACCUCCACCCCCUGAAUGUAACUAAGCCCUCCUCAGGGCUGAGCAAAGCCGUUUCAGUUAUUUGCAUUGUUUUCCAAUUAGAAGAGCUUUGAAUGUUUUACUAAAUAACUGCUGUUUUUUGUGAAGAUAAAAAAAAAUGCAGACAAACAAGGAUCACAACUACUGCAGUGAUACUGUCACAAUGUGUUGCUUUUAUUGUAUUUUUAUGAUGUCUUUUCUUUUUUUUAAUAAAAAAGCAGAGUCAGGUGUAACAUUUCUGUUAAAACACAAAACAGCAUCUUGUGGUUGAGUGCCAAAUACAAAAAAAAACAAAAAUAGUAUUGUAUAAAUUUAUACAAUUGUUAUCUGUUGAACAAAAUGUUUGUAAUUGUUGCCUUUUUGUAGGUUUUGUAUGGUAUCCUGUAUUUAGUGACUGCAGUUUUGGAACACAGGAUUCUGUUUUUUGGUCAACUUUAAAAAGCAAGAAUUAAAUUUACAAUUUAUUGUGUGCAAGCAUUUAUAUGGUGUCUGGUUAAUUGUUUAAUAUUGUGGUCUUAGUAACAGCAUGACCGGUAUAUUUUCUUAUCGUAGAUAUAUAGCAAAGGUGCAUAUGUUGGUCCAGAGCAAACAAGAAGUAUCAGUUAAGGGAUUUUUUUAAGUUUUGAGCAAGAUUAGAAAGUGUUGUUUUUACAGUUCUUUAGUUUAGAAUAACAGAAAGCACCAACUUUUACAAUGAAACUUGAGAUAUGAUGAGAUAUGUAUCCAAAAUUAUUACUUUUGGCCUUUACUUGAUUUUUCUCUUAUAAAAUCAUAUAAAAUCUCCUGGCAAUCUGUCUAACAGUCAUUAAUAUUUGUCAGUCUGGAUCAAAGUGGUGGACUAACCACUCUCUACAUCCAUCAUGCUGUGAAAGCUUCUGCUUCUGCUUUCACAGCAUCCAAAAUGCUAUUCAUGAACUUUUCAGAGUGUUUUUUCCCAGCUGUAAUGUCAAACGGAGGCUUUGAGAGUUCAUCUUGCUAUAAUGAGUUUACUGUGACCUGUCACACUGAGCUGCAGUCUUCAUAAAGUGCUUUGAUCCUUGAUUACAGACAGGAACACAGUGAGAGAACCCGUUGGAAAGCUGAAAAUUGAUGAAGCUAGAAUGUCUUCAUGUAUCGUCUAUUACCUUUUCCUUAAACUGACAGCAUCUAUAAAUUGUCAUGCUGUCACCCAGAAUCUUAUCAUUAGGAUCAUCUUCUCUUUUAGCCACUAACUGCAAAACUAAGGCUCCAUUCAACACAAAUUGGUACUGCUCUCUGUUAGAGCAAUCUUUAUAAGCUGUAUGAAGAGUUAAUAAAUCAUUUGAUAAUGCUUAAUACACCGGUUUAGGUAUGUAUAAUGCAUUUCAGAAUGUCUUUAACCUAUGAUUUUUUUUAUUUUUUUUUUAAAUAAUGAUCAGGAUUGACAGGCUUAUGUCUGACAACAAUGGCUUCCCUCAAGCACUUAGUUAGCCAAUAGUAUAAUAUAAUAUAAUCCAGAAGUGAUGAGUGAGAGCUGCAUCAUCAGAGCUUCAUGCAUCGCUUUUCAUGAUUAGACUGGACUACCUAUUAGUCACUGGUUCCAGUGCUUGAGUGCUUCAGUAUAUCUAAUAUACACACUUAUGUUUUACCUACAACUUUGUUGACAAUAUAAUACUUUCAUUGGUAAUCUUAAACAAUUUCAGGAAGGCUAUGGAAUCCAUUUUUAAGAAAUAGUCUUCAGUGGAGGUCCUGUAAAAUGUUUAUAUGUGCAUUAAUUAUACCUUUGUUAAUAGUUUUGUUGAAAUGGAACACAGCUUUAGCCUAAAAAUGAAGCAUUUACAUACAGUUUACCAGCAAGUUUAUAUAUUCAGAAUUAUUUUCAUUUCCUAUGUCGAUAAUCUCACGUUUGAGAUUGUCAUUCCUCAUGUUUGUAAUCGCUUGUAAAAUUCACUAGAAUUUGGAAAGCUCACUUAAUUUGAUAUGUUGUUGUAUUUAUGCUGAAACCUGUUCAUGCUGUAGUGUCAAAACAGACUUCCUUUGUUUUGUCAAUUUAUCAUUCCACUUGAUCAAAGUUGUACGUAGUGGUUGUCUCUGCUGGUAAUUGUUCUCUGCAAUCAUCUUUUUUUUUUGUUUGUUUAUUUAUACAGGAA